Molecule: messenger RNA, 2554 nt
Organism: Synchiropus splendidus (mandarinfish)
Lineage: Eukaryota; Metazoa; Chordata; Actinopteri; Syngnathiformes; Callionymidae
Product: protocadherin alpha-3-like
Exons: 1
Coding region: 191-2554 (787 amino acids)
Biological process (GO): homophilic cell-cell adhesion
Cellular component (GO): plasma membrane
Molecular function (GO): calcium ion binding
Source: RefSeq, a predicted model, not a curated record
CCAUCGUUGGAUCAUCUCAGGAGGAGAACACAGGCUGGACGGUUUCGCCUUUUUGAAUAAAAAAGAGACACGUUUACUCGCUCUUUCCGUGAGAAUAUUGAACUGAAUUUGAAGUGGAACUACGAGGGCUUUUCCGUGCGCGCGUGGAUGGAUUUGCUCUUCACAUAUAGCUCGGUCUUUUAACUAAAGGAUGGGGAAUCGAGGACAAAGGAGCCGCUGGUUGGACUCGGGCAUCCUCUUUAUUCUGCUCCAGAGCGGGAUCCUGGCUCAACUGAGGUACUCUGUUCCAGAGGAGGUCAAGAUAGGAUUUACUGUCGGAAAUGUGGCAAAAGAUUUGGGGCUUGAUGUGAGCACUUUGUCAGACAGGAGGUUUCGUUUAGUUUCAGGUCCUAAUUAUGCGCUGUUUCGGCUGGACCAGAACAACGGAGUGCUUUAUGUCGGAGAGAAGAUCGACCGGGAGGAGAUCUGUGACGGAGUCAGACUGUGCUUGAUAAACCUGAAAAUUGUGGUCGAGAGUCCGCUGGAGAUUCAUUACGUGAGUGUUGAAAUAGUUGAUGUGAACGACCAUCCCCCGACCUUUCCGGAAAACGAGCAGCGACUGGAGAUAGCGGAGCAUAUUCCGCCAGGGACGCGUUUCCAGAUUCACGCGGCCAGAGACCCUGACGUCGGUUCGCACUCUGUCCGAUCAUAUAAACUGAGUGCGAACGAGCUUUUUGAUAUUGAGGUUAAGGACCGUGAUGAAGACAAGAUUCCCUUUUUAAUCAUUAAAAAACCGCUGGACAGGGAGUUAAAGGCAGAGCAUGUUCUGUUGCUCUCGGCUGUGGAUGGAGGGAGUCCACCGAGAUCAGGGAGUCUUAAUUUAACCAUCAGUGUGCUGGAUGCUAACGAUAAUCGCCCCAUAUUCAAUAAAGAAGUGUAUAACGUUCUGCUGAAUGAAAAUGCCCCAAUAGGUGCGACUGUUGUCAGAGUAAAUGCGACUGAUAUAGACGAGGGUCUUAACAGCGAAAUUCAAUACAGUUUCGGAAAAACAUUGAAGAAAAAAGUGCAAGAUAUUUUUGAAUUGGAUCCUGUCACUGGUGACAUCACGGUAAAGGGAAAUAUAGAUUAUGAGGAUAUUGAUAUUUUUAAAAUUGACGUGCAGGCGUCUGAUAAAGGACACUUACCGUGGACAUCUGAAUGUACAGUUGUGAUAAAAAUAAAAGAUGUCAACGACAAUAAGCCGGAAAUUUCAGUGACGUCACUGCGGAGCGUAGUUCCAGAAGACUCCAAACCUGGAACUGUUAUAUCUCUUAUAGGUGUGACAGACAAAGACUCUGGUCAAAAUGGAAAAGUGAAGUGCACAAUUUCUGAUGAUGUUCCGUUUGAGUUAAUGGCCUCGAUUGAAGAGAACAUGUACUCAUUAGUUACUAAGGGGCAUUUAGACCGAGAGACUGUGUCUCAUUAUGAAGUUACAAUCACAGCCACUGACUGUGGUGAACCUCCUUUGUCCACAGCGAUAACUCUGAGUUUCCAUGUAUCAGACAUAAACGAUAAUAGACCACAAUUUCCCCAGAAUCCACUGGAACUGUACUUGUUUGAAAAUAAUGGUGCAGGAGCAUCAAUAUUUGCAGUUAGUGCUGUUGAUCAUGACCUUGAUGAAAAUGCAGCAGUGUCAUACCAGAUAGUCCGAGGUGACGGACAGAGAGACAUGACAUCAUUCAUGAACAUCAACUCAGACAAUGGUGACAUUUCUGCUCUGAAGAGCUUUGACUUUGAGACAGUGAAGAGUUUCCAGUUCCAAGUUGUGGCCACAGAUUCUGGAAGUCCGUCACUGAGCAGCAACGUGACAGUGAACGUGUUCAUCCUGGAUCAGAACGACAACCCUCCAGUCAUCCUGUAUCCAGUCAACUCCAACGGUUCUGCUGAAGGUGUGGAGGAGAUUCCCCGCAAUGUGAACGCAGGACACUUGGUGACUAAAGUCCGAGCUUAUGACGCUGAUGUAGGUUACAACGGCUGGUUACUGUUUUCACUGCAGCAAGUUUCUGACCACAGCCUCUUUGGUUUGGACCGCUAUACGGGACAGAUCAGAACUCUCCGCUCGUUCACAGAGACAGACGAGGCGGAACAUAAACUGGUCAUACUGGUCAAAGACAAUGGGAACGUGUCUCUGUCAGCAACAGCUACUGUGCUGGUCAAAGUUGUGGAGCCCAAAGAGGCUUUUGCUGCUUCUGAUGUGAAAAGCUCAGCAAAGGUGGAUGAAGACACGGAUGUGACUUUUUACCUGAUGAUCACUUUGGGCUCAGUUUCAGUCCUUUUCAUCAUCAGCAUCAUCGUGUUGAUCGCAAUGCAGUGCUCCAAAUCCACAGACUACACUUCUAAAUAUCUCCAAGAGACCAACUAUGAUGGAACUCUGUGCCACAGCAUCCAGUACAGAUCUGGAGACAAGCGCUACAUGCUAGUUGGACCCAGAAUGAGUAUUGGAUCUACUAUAGUUCCUGGCAGCCAUGCCAACACUCUGGUGCUGCCUGACAGGAGGAGGACCUCUGAAGAGGUAGGAUCUUUUUUCCUUGAGUAA